Molecule: messenger RNA, 396 nt
Organism: Didymosphaeria variabile
Lineage: Eukaryota; Fungi; Ascomycota; Dothideomycetes; Pleosporales; Didymosphaeriaceae
Exons: 2
Coding region: 1-396 (131 amino acids)
Source: RefSeq, a predicted model, not a curated record
AUGGCGACACUCACGCUCUACCAAGCUUUCCACUCUUACGAUUUCCAAAUUCGAUUGCUUCGCACAGCUUUGCCCAAGGUCACCAUGCGCUACUUUCCUCUUGUAUCUCUGACUCUCAUCCCAACCCUGGCACUAGCCGGCACCAUCUCUUUCGCCUCCAACACCGAAUGCGAAGGCGGAACCGAACAAACAGUCGCGAGUUACACCUGCUCAGAGGCGCCUGCGGGAUUAACUGGUUCCUUCUUGGUCACUGACACGGGUGGAUGCGACUCGAUUGGCUUCUACGACAACGCCGAUUGCACCAAUGGACAGGCGUACUAUAGCGAAACCGACAUUCUCAAGUUUUGUCUUGCACCGAAAUACUCAUUCACCCACUACGAUUUCACCGUGUGUUAA